Molecule: messenger RNA, 990 nt
Organism: Hyaloscypha bicolor E
Lineage: Eukaryota; Fungi; Ascomycota; Leotiomycetes; Helotiales; Hyaloscyphaceae
Product: DUF125-domain-containing protein
Exons: 3
Coding region: 1-990 (329 amino acids)
Biological process (GO): intracellular manganese ion homeostasis
Cellular component (GO): fungal-type vacuole membrane
Molecular function (GO): manganese ion transmembrane transporter activity; iron ion transmembrane transporter activity
Source: RefSeq, a predicted model, not a curated record
AUGUCUUUGGUCGGAUUGAAAAAUCUGUUCUUCAAACAAACAGUCACUGCUGUCCCGAAGCGUACACAGCCCAGCCGCGAGUAUGGUAUGGAUCGAACUUUUCUCUCCCCUGGACCAUUGAGCUGGAAUUAUGUCUCAGAAGAGCUAUUGCUUCGGUCGGAUGAAUACUCGACAUCUACAAACGAGUCGGAUUCUCCAGAUGUCGAAAGUCAGAGUACAGACUCGAAGAAUGGGAAGGCGAAGAAGAGGAAGGGAUUCCGUGUAGAUGCUCGAGUCAUUUCGGAUGCGACAAUAGGGUUAUCGGACGGCUUAACAGUCCCAUUCGCUCUCACGGCCGGGUUAUCUGCCUUGGGGAACACAAAAGUCGUCAUAUUCGGUGGAUUCGCGGAGCUAAUUGCCGGUGCAAUUUCGAUGGGAUUGGGUGGAUAUUUGGGGGCGAAGAGUGAAGCUUCUUCAUACCGAGCCCAGCGAGAAGAAGCUGAGAAAUUGGUGGCUACCAACCCCCAGACCGUCCUGCAGGACAUCACUGAAGUCUUUGGGCCUUAUAACGUACCUAAGCAGACACUGAACGAUCUGGUCACCCAUCUCAGUAGCACGCCGAACCUUGUCGACUUCGUUAUGAAAUUCCACCACUGUGAGGAAGAACCAGCAUCUUCUCGAGCUCUCACUUCCGCUAUAACGAUCGCCGUUGCGUACUUUUUGGGUGGUCUCCUCCCGCUGAUACCAUAUUUUUGCAUUGGAGACGAGCAGGUGUAUCUCGGGUUAUAUAUCUCAAUAGGAGUUAUGGUAGUGGCGUUGUUCGGUUUUGGAUAUGUGAAGGAAGGGGCGGUGAUCGGCUUCGGAGGGGGGAGGAGUAUUCGAAUGUGUUGCUUCUCAGGUGUGCAAAUGGUCGUCGUGGGAAGCAUUGCGGCUGGAGCCGCUAUGGGCCUGGUACGACUCUUCAAUCGCGGCGAGCAUGCGGCCGGGGUAGGUUGCAUCGACAAAGAUUGA